Ixodes scapularis (black-legged tick) is the source of this 8963-nucleotide messenger RNA. RefSeq lists its product as uncharacterized. The record is from RefSeq and is a predicted model, not a curated record. The transcript has 8 exons. NCBI's taxonomy places the organism in Eukaryota, Metazoa, Arthropoda, Arachnida, Ixodida, Ixodidae. Bases 154 to 1233 code for a protein of 359 amino acids.
GCGGGUGGUGUGCGCCGGAAGCGGCGGGAGAACUCGGCGGGAAAAAGUCCGGCGUGUUGGCGCAGUUUGGAUCGCGUAGACACCUCGGAGCAGUCAUAGCGUCGGGAGCGCACUACUACUCCGAGACUCAAAGUUACCACUGGAGUGCAGACAAUGUCCGAAGAACAGAAGGACGAGACUGAUCAGAGACAGCCCAUUGCGAGAGCUUCGAGUGGCGAAAACGCCGAGGAGAAGGUGGAAAACAACGUGGAAGGCGAUCGCAAACCUCGAAAGACGCCGUUUGGACCUAUCAGAAACCCCACAGAUGUAUCGCGUACGGAGUGGUCCUUCGUGGCGUUUUCAUUACUCGGCCUGGCGAUAUCCAUCGGCAUCACCAGCGAACGCCUGGCAACGCUUCCGAAGGGGACGGACGACCUUACUUUCGCCAUUAUGCUGUUCUGGUCCAAUCUUGCUUGCAUUUGGCAUCUGUGCAUUGGCGUGGCGCAGCAGCUGGCCUUCGACAUCAUCGUCUUCAUUGUGAGCGCCGUGGUCCUGGAGAUCUACCUCAUCGUCAACCUAACGUCAACCCACGAGGCGAACUUAAACCUGUCCCUGACAUAUGUGCGGUUCGGCUUGGCCACGUUCUUUUUCCUUGGAAUCCUCGCCUUUUCGGGACUUCACAUUUUGCCCAGUUACUGCAAGCAAACCACGUGGCUGGUCUACCGCGUCAGCGGCAAAAACGAAACCCAACAGAGGAUCCACAUCUUCUGCUCCUCUUUGACUCUCAUAAUGUUAGACGUACAACUCCAGGCUAGCAUGAUCAUCCUGGUGAUGGACACAGGUGUAUAUCUCAGCACGUUUGACAUCUGCGUCAUCGUAGUUGGUUCAUUCAUCCUUUUAGGUUGGGCCUGCGCUGGCGUUAUGGCGCGCAACAAGGAAAGCAAACGCUGGCUGGUCGUUUUUGGGAUUCUCUUGCUUCCAAACCUGGUUUACGUCAUCUUCAGAAUGCAGGAGAUUGCCCGGGAGACAGCACGGGAAUCUUGGAGCAUCCUUCGUCACGCCAUCUUCGUCUGCGGUUCCCUCGCCCUUGUGACUCGACUAGCAGCUGCCUUCUGCAUGAUACUGGUGGUGCGAAAUUUUGGGAAGAACAUUAACCAAAUGAUGGUGCCCACCGAGGCGCAGAAGAACACCCCAUGUUCCCGACAGCUCGAAGUAAUGAUCCCGGAGGGCGGUCCAGACAGCUUUGUGCCGUGAAAUAAUUCCCAGUUUUUUUUCUUUUUUUUUAAUGAACUCUUGUUCAAGAACGUGACGUUUUGUGGCAAACCAGUGAUUAAGAAGGUCAAUGGAGAAAGUGUGGUGCGAUUUCCAAAGUGGCAAAAAUGAGCCAAUAGACUCGUGUUCCAGUCUUGGCCAAGGAUUGAGAGAAGAUACUGGUGUUAUUUUAUUAUUCAUAGUUCAACUUUGCACGAUAUUUAGUCAGAUAUCUACCUGGCGAUAUAUACGGUAUAAAUAGUUAGGCCCGUGUCCAGGCAUGUCAACCAAUCAAAGGAGUUAAUGGUGCAUUCUCUUUCGUGGUUAGGUUGUUACUUAGUGAUGGGCGCCAUCCAAACCGAUUGAGGAGAGAAUCAAAUGAGCUUAGCGAACUAACAUACAUGCAUUUCGUGGGCGCAAACGUCAUCGCCCUAAGAAAAUCUCGUGCGACCACUAAAGGGAGGUAUGUUUAUGCAAACAUUUGUCUCCCGGUUCUUAGGGUUAUUAAGAACUUUCAUGGAACUAGCAUUCACUGAGUAGAACCUCUUUUAACGCUUACAAGCGCCGACUCUACUUUUAAUAUUUACACAAAUUUGGGCAUGAAAAGUUAUGUGUGGCACGUUUACAUUUAGCUGUCUCGAGAGCAGCUAAAAAUACUUCAGACCGAGCUUAAUUGGAAAAAAGAAUAAAACCUGCGCACUCCAAAAUAUGUGCGCAGAGUCCAGAUAGCGAACUCAAUUCCCUAUCUUUUUGAAGAGUUUGCUCCGAUGGAAUUUUAGUGCCAUGAAAUUAACAUCUUAACAGUCAUGUCAAUGUAAGUGUUUAGAGCUUUUUUAUUCUUUAAGUCUAGUUGUUAUACGAUACAUUUGUUCUACACUUGCGUGUGCUUCAUCACCACUCCGCUCAAACCGACGGCGCGAAAUGGGGUCGUAGAGCGUGCGUUGCGGAUAUCGGGUACUUUCUGGCGCGUGCUCAGUUUCUGCUCUUAAGUGAUAGCACAGGCUUCCGCUAACAAAACACGCGAAAAGAGCCUAGCGUUUGGGAUCUAACAUUUAGCGUGGGUAGAAACGUGAAAUGGUAGUGAUGCAAUAUUGUUACUGCUUUAAUCCAGAAAGCAACUUUUAAGCUUGACUAGAUUUUGUAUGUCAUGAGAUACGAUACAACGUUUACGUUCACUUCUAAGUUUAGAGGGCGAGGGAUGCUAAAUCAUCGUUAAACCAGUCAACCACCUGUCUUGAGCCAUGUGAUCGCACGCUCUCUGAGCAUAAUCGCGCACAGAGAGAGGUGAGGCAGUGAGAGACACGUGAAUGAUUAGUCCGACAAUCACAUAGCUUGCACCAUCCUGUCAUCGGUGAACAAAGUAUAGAUUAAAUGAAAGAUUGAGAUAUUUGUAUAGGCUUUGGCAUGUAUUUGUUCGCCACUGAAAAAUAUUCCACCUGUUCACAUUGGCUGAUUUCUUGACUAAACUUUCUGUGUUCAAUUUUCUUAGAGGAGAAGCAGCGAAAUAGUGGCAUGCGCACAUUUAGAUGACAAAUUCUAUCAUGGUAUAUUUUGAGUCAUUUUGCUCCACAUUCAAGUGUGUUUUAAUUAAAUACAUUAUUCUUUUAUUUCAUUCACAUAUUUUGUUUUAUUAGGGAUACAUAUGACUUCCUUAAAUUGUAGAGGGAAUUUUUUUAGGACGGUGUAGGAGUCUACUCCUGUGUUCUUUUUUAAUGCGUAUCUAUCUGUUUACGAGAUCCAGGUGCUGUUGAGUGUUUUCAACUCUGUAUGCUGCUUAAAUCUAGUAUUAUAGUGUUUUGGUAUUUCAAAGUUAACUUUUCACGCAAUUAGGAGGGUGUAUUAAUUUUGAAGUUUAUUUUUCAUUAAUUCUAUGGCGAGUAUCGGCGUUUAUUUUGUUAAACUUCCAAUUUUCCCAAAGUGUACGUUUGCAAUAUUGCAAGUUCUCGUGAAUUAAACAUAAGAAAUAUGUGAUUGUCAGACAGAAACGUACCGGUAAAUUCAAGGUAUCAACAGUUUAAUGAGGACUGCUGCUAAUGCUAACUGUAACACGAAGAAAAUGCAAGCGACUGAUUCACUAGGCAUUAGUUCUUUAAAAAUGACUUCACUAAACUGCUUAAUGGCGGUGCAGAUUUUUUGUUUACUGCACACUGUGGGAUUUGCUAGCUACCAACUUACACAGGUACCGAUAGAGUAACCAAAGGGUUGUCUCAGCAGCGGUGGCGAUCUCAAAGGAGCCGUCAAACCUAGUAGCCCGCGGUCCCCACAUCUCCGCGGUAAUGUAGACGACGUUUAGGGCUACAUUACCGCGGGUCGGUUCGAUUAAUUACCUCCGUCGGUGCCAAGGAUCGUCUACCUUGUCUCACUCUCUCGAAUAUAGCGGAAGAGAAGACACACGGACCAGAGUAAAGACAGAGUCCAAGAGCAUUUAUUGGAACACUCUUAAAACGAACUACAAUGUCCCCAUCCAAAAUGCCCCCCGCGCCGGCAAGGUAAGAAAAGGUCCUUACCUGGCCAGACGCGGGGUUCUGGAGUGCCAAGACCGGGGAAGCAUCGGAGAAGUCGCCGACACACGUGCUAUCUCUUUCGCGGUCACCCGGGCGAGUCCCUUUCCCCAAAACGGGAAAACAAGAGGCGAAACCUCCUCGCCUGUCAGGGAGAGAGUGAGAAGAGGGCCCCCCAAGCCAGGCGGCCCUCCGCCUCACGAACAGGUCGGAGCUCACGGCGAAGAAGGCCGAGUGUUCCGACCCGCGGCCGUUAUCACAGCCAUCGGGGAAGGGAGAACAGAGGAAUCCCCACAACAGCUAAGGGUAAUAAUUAAAUCUCACAAAAGUGGAUGCCACAGAAAGCAUCAUUGUAAUUGCGGGUGCAAACGGUAAUAUGAAAUCCUUAACUAACCCCAUCCUUUUUAAAAAUUUACAAAAUCAUAAAAUGCAGUGUUACGAGAAAAAAAAAAGAAAAAAAACCUGCACCAUUUUUGUAAUUACUAAGGGCAGGAUUUAAACUCGAAAACGCAGCCGCGGCUAGAAUAAUCACAUGUAUAGAUUGAGCUUUGAGGUGACCGACAUAUACACUGAUCGUUUGUCUAGAACUGAUAUUCACAAAGUAAAUGGUGAAAUAUUGGAAAGUAAAUUGAAAUGACUUGUUUUCAGGAUCAUUGACCCCCCUACAUUCCUCAAAAAUCUAUCUGAAAUGAACCAGCUUUUACUUUCUUUCUUUUGCUGAGGAAUAGGAGAUUCUAAUAGCAAUAUUUUUUUUCCCAUACAGAGUAUACGCAAAAAGCACCACUACUUACUCGCUUACUUUGUAUUCGACGAAAGCGAUGUGAAAUAGUGCAAGAUUUUUCUUUUUGUCCUCGUGAUGCCCAACACUGGAGUCUUUUUAAAGCUGAACCUGACGUGUAAAUCUUUUACCAGCGAGUGUUCAUCAUAUAUGCUUUAGUGUGUAGCCGCCGUGACUUUGGUUCCGAUCUAAAACAUGUUUCAUACUUACAAUAUCUUAUUAGUGGAGGGCAAGUCCGACGUGCGCCAAGCCUUGGCUACAUUUUGACAGCAGCUCGCUACAAGGGUAUUGAGGAACAUAGAAUCAUAAAUAUUUACAGGCUCCGCCCAAUGAUCAUGUAAACUGGCGGAGAAACGUCUCCACGUCGAGCUUAGAGUUUCAGGCGUUUCUAAUUUUGCGACUUGCAAAAACGUUAACAAAGACUUGGUGUCUCGGAUAUAACAAAAAUACCCGCCAAUAAAUUUCUAAUUUAAUUUAGUACAUUACACACUGCUUGUAAACGCAUCCCGCGCAAAUGCACUUCCGAAGAGCACGCAGAUGACAAAUCAAUGUGAACUUAAGAAAUAAUGGUAUGAAAAAUUCUUUUCGUGAGUAUCAUUCAUGCGCAAAAGUGCCAUGUCCGUUGCACAAAGUGUAAGGCGUUUCACAUGCUCCAGGUUCCUCUGAUUCAUCACGGCCUCACAGCUCAUUUUUCUGGGAAAAAGCGAAGGGACGGGGGGAUUUCAUAUGUCUAGUGCGUAUUAAGUUCAUUACGCCUAUCCACAAUAAGCUUAAUCCACAUCUCGUGCGGGAAGAUUGAUAUUGCUGCGCGCGCAUCUAGCCUAGGAUCACGGUGUAGGAAGGCUGCCUAGGAUGCAGCGUGCCCGUUGCCGAAUGGCUAUCAUGCUUGGCUCCCACGCAAUGAGCCGAUUUUCGAUGCCUGGGAGCGAUCUCUCCUUUUUGUUAUUUCUAUAAAUGUCACCUCCUGGUGUAUUCGAGAAUUAUGUUGCUUGUUCAAGAUCUGAAUAUUCUACGCGCCGAACAUUCUCCGCCGAUUGAUCCAAAAGCCCCCACGUGUAUACAUAAGGAGGUCCGCGUUGCAAACCGGGACAUUCUUUCGCCUGCGUUCGAUCCUACCAUUACGCCGUCAUCGACGCCUGCGACGUCUGUUUUACAGCGAAGCUAUAAUGACUCGUUGGUCGGGUUUAUUACUGUCCGUCGAUAAAAAAUCAUCGCUUGCGCCUCAUAAUCGUUCGCGCGCGCCUUAUCAGCUUUCAUGUGGUUUUGACAGUUGUUUCAAUAGAAAAGCACGAAACAAGUGUCGAAACCACAUGACAGAUUAUAAGGCGCGGCCAACAAUGCGAAGCACAGCUAGCGCUCCCCACAUGCGUUUCGCGGUAAAGAUUACGGUUGCAUAAGCUGCCGUGGCAAGGGCAGCGUACGAGGUCUUUCAUAUAUAAAAAAAAAAGUUUUUCUACAGUACAUUCACUUUUUUUUCGUCAAUCAUUUGGUAUAGACCCUUUGAUGUUUGCAAACGUGAACGACCGGAAGUUGCUUGUUCAUUAGGUAUAGACCCUUCGCUGUCUACGCGAGCGACCGGAAGUCGCUUGCGUCCCAAGCGACUUCCAGUCGCACCGUCUUUGCAAGCCUGUUGAGCUUGCUUAUGUCACCGGUGCUAGAAAGCGUGAAUGCAACACGGACAACAAAGUUGGAGAUUUUACGAGGGCCCUCGGCUGUACAAUAUUACAUCUUGAAGGAGGCAAGUAGGUUUACAAGAAUACUCGAAACAUUUAAACAGAUCUCGCUCUCCUUCAUUCUUUUAGUUUUCUCCUGGAGAAUUGGUGAUGAAACGUUUCAUAUACAUUUCAAGCAGCGGGGUUAAGGUGGCCUUUGUUCAUUAUUUUUAUAAUCUGACAGUUUUCUCGGACGCCAAAGACUGGAGCACCACCUGGUGGCGUCGUUUGCCAUGAAAAGGGUCUAUAGUGCAGUGGGCAGAUGUUGCAGGUGAUACCACAGCUUCGUUGGCCAGCCAUUUUCAUAGCGUGUGGAGCCCAACAUUUUUUUGCCAUUGAUUCUUAUUUUGUUUUAGCACUAGUUCGCCACAUUAUACGUUUAGUUUCUCCAGUUAUUUGCCGCCUCAUCAUUUGUCAUUCGUGAAAAUAUGCAAUAUAUUUUGUUAACAAUGCAUCUGUUACACCAGUUAUUAUAAAUUAACUCCCUUGCCAUUGUUCCGUAGUUUAAAAAACAUCAGAUCCGUUCGUGGAGAAUACCUUCAUGAGCCAAAACCUCGUAUCCUACACUUUGGGACACUGCUAGCGUGAGUUAGAUAUCAGCGCUUUUGGGAUUUCAUAAAGUAUGGAGGGGCCAAACAAUUUACCACUUACAUUGCUGCCGUAAUUGAGAACUUUCUACCAUUCUACUAUUUUAUGGCAUCUAUUGAAUGUUAGUAAAAAAAUAAAGAGAAGAAACUCACGCUUGUUAGCUCACGCUAUGUAUGUCGCGCUGUGUGCGUACUCUUUAGAUGUCAUCAUAUUCUUGUCCUGUUUAUAGUGUCUCUUUUUUUCGGAAAGUUCUGUGAUUGUACUUCGUCAUUCAUCUUUUUAUGUUGUGGGUACGUGUUAUUCAUUUGUUUUUUAUUUGCUUCGAACAUAGUUUUUAUGCCCCUUUUAAGCUUUCUGAGUCAUUCUACAGUGUAUUAGUUUUGUUAAAAAACUGCCACAACCAAAGUAACCCAAAUAAAAUAGAAAUGAUAUGUCUUACCUUAAACUUGUGUCCUUAUAAAAAAGCGAAGUUGCGAAACCGAAAACUUGUAUAGUCACGAAUGUGUUUUUUUAAAAUAAAAGUGUCUUAUGGUAAGAAAGGCAACAGAGAGCUUCAUAAAAUGCAUACACUGAUCACAAAAACGCCAUGACCACUCACCUGACUCUGAUUUAAUCCACCUUUGGCACGCAAGACAGUUAAAACCCACCUUGGCAUUAAUUCUAAAAGUCCUUGGUCAAUGCGGUGAGUCAAUUUGAACCUGGGCCGGCUUGCUAGAAUCGGUGUCUUAGCUAAGACUGCGUGAUAGAAAACACUGCCGAAGCUAGCUCACGCGCGGAAUGGCACGUGAAAUUGAGUGUCAGGCGCUCGUACGCCCCUGUCUUGGUAGGUUUUCGGUCACACAAUAUAAGCUAAAACGCUGAUUUUAGCAAAUCGACCCAGACUUGUAAGCACAGGUUUCACAAUUCCCGUAGAUUACGAGGAGAUAAUCUUAGAUCUCAAUUACACUCGUGCCCCAUCACCUCCCAAAUGUUUUCAACAGGACUGCUAUCUGACGAGAUGUGUGAAUAGGGCUGGGACAUCAACUUGAAUUCAUCAUUAUGCUCUCUAAUCUACUGUAGCACAAUUCCGACUAUGUGACAUGGAGCGCUUUCCUAUUGGAAUAUUCUUGUUCUGGUAGGGGGAAAGCCUUAGUGAGGAAAAGCCACGAACGAAUGUAAGUACGUGCACGAAUGAAUACCUUGAGCUUGACAUCACAAUCUGCCCUAUGUCAAAAUCACUUAAAUCAUUAUUAGCCUUUGUGGUAUUCGUACACGUAAUCGACAAAAUGAUCUCACUGUAUCCGUGACUCCCGUUAUCCACCAUCUGCAUCAGAACACGGCAGAUAGUGCUGAUGGUGCGUCAGCUAUAGCGCGCUUAUAUAUUCCCAUAAUGUAAGGUUUUAGGCUAAUCAGGGUAAAGUAUUGUUGUGUUUUUGCUUUAGCUAUUGCGCUGAGAACUCACCUUGGCUUAGUAGCUUGCGCACAUAAACGGAGCAAAACCAUUUUCGCAUUUGGGUUCCCGAAACCCCAGCAUCCGUCCGCGAUGCCAGAACAUGAAAAGAAACCAUUGGCAAAACAAAAACUUUAGAAAAGGACAGAAAAAGAUUUUUGUGGUUUAGUAUGAGUGACGACGUUGCAUUUGGCUGCUGAUAGUGUAACCAAUGCAGUGCGCGGAAGCCUCCUCACUACGGUCCGAAAGCUUCACUCGUCACGCAUACAACGGGAGUUCCUUUCGAGAGAAUAGGCGUGAACGUCACGGGACCGCAUCCAACUAUGCAGCACGAGGAAAGCGGUACAUUUUUAUCAUAAACAAUCGUUUCAUAAACACUUAUAAGGACGUAUGAAUCAUAGUUUUAUUAUAUACUGCAUUAAGGAACCACACUUCUCUUCUCAAUCUCUCUAAAGAAAUAAGAUAUGUUAUGAAGUGAUGCCCCCAUCGACUUUCUGUGCAUGAUUCCGUUGAGACAACCGCGAGUAUAGGUUGCUUUUAGGCAUGCCAAGAUAUUUGAUUUCAAUGUUCUAAUUUCCUGCUUCCAUAGCCACUGCCAGCCUAAGCAACGAAUGUGGGCCACCAGCCAGGGGAAUCCUACUAUCACUCCAUGGCCGCAGAGAUUUUUGUAUUACCAGUAAGAGCAGCGAACCAAAUCAAGGAGCCAAUAAAAAGCGUAAACACCA